This is a messenger RNA of Hippoglossus stenolepis (Pacific halibut), 3166 nucleotides long. RefSeq names its product tumor necrosis factor receptor superfamily, member 9a (gene tnfrsf9a). The record is from RefSeq and is a predicted model, not a curated record. The coding region runs from base 307 to 1161 and encodes 284 amino acids. Gene Ontology annotation, biological process: regulation of cell population proliferation. Gene Ontology annotation, cellular component: external side of plasma membrane. The transcript is spliced from 7 exons. Gene Ontology annotation, molecular function: cytokine binding; signaling receptor activity. Lineage: Eukaryota; Metazoa; Chordata; Actinopteri; Pleuronectiformes; Pleuronectidae.
CCCCUGGAGAAUAAAGUAUGAAUAGAACGCUCAGGGUUAGUCAUGUUACUGAAUGAGCAGGCCACAGCACAGAGAGAAUUUCUUAACGGGACAUCAAUAUUUAGCUUGAGAAUAAUGUUAAGAAACUCGAUGUAUGCUUAGAUUAAAAGUGCAGAUUUAAAGGAACAGAAAACUAGGAGCCAUAAAUAAUAAUAAUAAGAAGAAGAAGACGAAGAUACCUGGGAAAGUUCUUGGAUUGAACUACCUCACAAUCUCCCUGAAGCGUGAGCAGCAUCCUUGACUGAAGACGUGGCGGCUGACAUCAGAAUGGCUGCGAUCCUGCGGGUGAUGGGUUUCUCUCUGCUCAUGCAGGGGUGUCUGAGCAGUGUUGGACACACGGACACAGGCUGCAUGAGAUGGACCCCAAAUGGAAAGGAUUCUUGCUGUGAUGCCUGUCGUCCAGGAAACCACCUGGUCAGACGCUGUGGUACGACGCUAGGAGAUCUUUGCACCCCUUGCGAGUCUGGCACAUUUCAAGCGGACCCUGGACUAAAAUACAUGUGCAACACGUGUACACAAUGUGCAGGGGCUCAGGUCUACGUGAAAGUGUGCACCCCCACAAAGGACGCAGAGUGCGGCUGUAAACAAGGACUUCUUUGUGGUGACGGCAGCUGUACCUUCUGUAUCAAGAAGUGUGACAAAGGUGAAGAACCCACAAAGGAACGUUCCUGCAGACCGUGUCCAACUGGAACCUUCAACGACCAGGGCCAUCAGAUGUGUAAACCCUGGGAAACCAAGUGUCCAAAUCUCGAUCAAUAUAUUGUGUCCCAUGGAACUACGACUUCUGACAUCACGUGUGCCAGCGUGGCAUUGAGUCCAUUGCACAAACCCAGCGACCCAGGUACCACGGAGCAGAAAUGGCCGCUGGUCUUAUCUGUGGUGACCAGUUUAGCUCUGACCAGCUUCAUCAUCAUCAUCAUCCUCACUGUGACGAUGAAACAUGUCCAGAAAAGAAAGAAGACACAAAAGAUAGUCACAAACACAGUGAUAAUCCGAACCCCCACAGAUCAUCCACUGCCAUUAAGAGCAGUAGAGUGCAGUUUUCACGAGGCCGAGCAGGAGGAAGGCGGCAGCUCAGAGUCGCUGGACACCAAGGAAUCUUCAGACCAGCUCCUCCCAUGAAAAGAAGGGACCAGGCGAGAAGGACACACUGAAAUACCUGUGAAUUCCCAUCAAGAACAAGAUGGGAUCCUUCUCUUUGAUACUGCAGUGUUUGGAGGUGAACAACCCGGCUAUCUUUAAAAAACAUCAGUGUUACCUAAUCAGAGAUCAAGUUCAAGUAUUUGCUCAAUAAUUAAAUCGGGAAAUAAUUUUCGACAGGAAAUGUACGCAUGGGAGGAAUUCUGAGAAGUUCGUCUAUUCAUCAUGUACCCUGUGUUUUCCCCCUGUCAGUCAAGCUUGAAAGUUUAACUGCUCCUGAUAUAGUCAUGGGGAGUUUUUAAUGUUUAGAUUUAGACACCAGAUAAAAGGUGAAAACGACACAAAACUUGUUAUAAAAACCAAAGGAGCAAAGAACCUAAGCAACUUUUUUUUCUUCUUUUUAAACUACCUUCAAACAAAGUAGUUGGACUGUGUGAAAUGAUUCAGAGUUUAAAUAUUACUGUGGUAUUUAAGUGGGCAGAGUAUGAGCGUACAGUGCAGGUGGGAGUUCUGAGGCCGAGCCCACACAUUCCAAAACAGUGCUCAGCCUACAGAUACUGUACCUCGCGUUUACUGCUGAUUUUGUACAUGUAUAUGUCUGUUACUUCGCAGCGGCAGCAGGACGAUGCUGUUGAUCAAGAUUUUGUGGGAGAGGUAGUUUGUUAGCUGUGGUCAGUUUUUGUUUAUUUUCUAAAAUGGAUGGGGACUUUAUUUUGUGAUAAACUGUGAACAUGAUAAGAAUGGCAGUCAGCAGAGAGCAUUUCUCCGCCAAGGGCCAAUGGAAUUUUGAUAUUUAUGUGGAUCUACAAACAAAUUCCACACACUCAUAAACAUCAGUCCCUUAAAAAUGCCUUAUUCUUCUAUUUUUUAAAUCCAGAUCCAUUAGUUAUUCUCUGAGAAAUCAACAAAAGGGUUAAAAAACACCAACUCUCAGUGUUAAAGACGGUGAAAAGGUAUUCCUGCUCCCUCCUUCUGAUUCGUUAAUGCCUCCUUCUACCAAGUUUCUUGGAAAUCUGUCUUACAGUUUCUGUGCAUUCCUUAUCUGGAGGUAAUAACCGUCACAUUGAAGGAACAAGGAACUACAGAAAGUCCAUUAAAGGGAGUUUCAGCUUUUGUGAAUAAAUAACCCAACAACUCACGUUAGGUUAAAGCACCGGGGAGUCCACAGAGUGGGAAAUGCAAAUCACACACAGCUCUUCAUUCAUGAGUCAUUUGCUUAAAGCCCAGCUGUUCAUUGAACAAGCUGGAACACGUCUCUUGUCCAACUUUGCACUCUGGAUGUCCCAAGUGAUGUCACUGGCUGCCCACACAAGUUUGAGAUUCCUUUUAAGUGCGUCAUCCUCGUAAUGACAUACAUUUAACAAAUGAAUUAGUCACUCAUUAAAUCAGUUUCAAUUGUCAUGUUGAAACCUCCCACCACAACCACCACCAAAACCAGUCUGUCUCGUUCUCCCUUUUGCUUUGGUUUAACUUUUAUCCCAGUGGGCCAAGAGAUAAAGAGAACAAGUGGCUUGCAUAGCAUGUAUCUUGAAUGGAAAAGUUGUGCAACACUGUCUGGGCUUGUGAUGAACAUCUGAUCACAAUGAGUCACAGCCGGAGCAAAGUCACAUCUGGUAGAAGGCCACAAACAUCACAGGUGAACGUAACCAGAGUCAGACAGCAAAAGAACUGAUGCACUUUAUUUCACCCCUUACCUGGAAUUAAUGUUAUGCACUUCUGUGAAUUCAUCUUUCUGCCUCAUCACGAUUUUUUAUAUUACUUGUUUUUCUAUUAUAUGCAUAUUCAUGAUUAUCUAUGAAAACUGGAUUACACUGUGCUACAUUAUACGUUUAUGACAUUGUACUUUUUUAAACAGCCAAUAAAAAUAUUUAUUUGUUAUACAGUUGCAUUCAUAGUGGUCCACUGAAGCAGUGGUACAUUUCCUUUGUAAAGAAUACAAAAACUGGUGUUCUAAAUGUGGGAAUAAAAUGAACAUAAUACAAACAAA